This is a messenger RNA of Penicillium brasilianum, 4436 nucleotides long. Lineage: Eukaryota; Fungi; Ascomycota; Eurotiomycetes; Eurotiales; Aspergillaceae. The record is from the annotation of a GenBank genome assembly.
CAACCUCGUGGCCCAGGCACCAGCUCAGUGCCCAGUGGAACCCGGACAACCUUAGAGGCUAGAGCGAGUCAGCGUCCAAAAACAAAAAGGGUUCCUGGCGAGUCGCGACUCGCGACAAGAAAAAGUGCUCGGGCUCCACUUUAGUUGCGCCUUCGCUCCUGAGAGGCCUGAUCGACACCGCCGGCCCCCCUUGGGACGGCAGAGAUGAAGACGAAGGGAAACUUGCUGAGGGUUGAAAGGGCCUGGAUGAAUGCAGGAGGGAUAUUUCGGGGUGCUCCGCACGGAGGAGAUCGUCAGAGGGGAGACCGAACAACGGGAAUGGUUACCAGCAUGGAGUGGAACCAACCCUUUAUCAACUUCGGGACUCCCGACGGAGAAGUGUACAUUGAAACACUACACUUUCGCAGUGCCAAACUGGGUACUCGGGCUGAAUUCCAAGUCAAGACUCGCCGCAUCCAUGGUGAACUUGUGGGCAAACCCCCUGAACCACAAAACCAGACUUUGGACUUACGAAUCCUCCAUCCGCACUGGAGACACUACGCACUAGCGGCGUCGUACUGGGCCCGGGCGCCUCCUGAAUGGCCCUCGCGUGGGUCUAGCUCGGGGGCUAACACCGUGGGAGAUGCCCGCGAUCGACCAUUUCCCUUUGAGACUGGGGUCGGCCAGCAUUAUUGACAUUGACAAUUGUCGACUGGACUCGGGGGGUCUCCCUUCUGGAAUCAUUCUAUCUUCCUUCUCCCGGACCACCAACUAUCCACGCCGGUUCCAACUUGUCUCUACUCCAGAAUUCAAAUACUCAAUUUCUGUACUCCAUACCUGAACCAGAGCAUCUCCAACCCAUCUCACAACCUCCCGAUUAUUGAGUGCGGGCGAUGAGGACAGGGCAUCAGCCCCUCUGAAACUCGAUGACAACCCUCAGUGAUCGCAAACCUCUGAUUUGAACCAGAAUGGCGGCAGAUACGGGCUUUCUGCCCACGAUCAAAUGCUCCAACUGUGGAAACAAUGUUGAAAUCUCGGCCAUGGGCGACCAUGUCUGCGCCCCUAUUGACCAUGGCAUGCCGUCAACAACAAUACACUCUUCUACCCUGUCGACUCUCGACCCCUCUCACAUAACAUCUCAUGCGACAUCUCCUCCCUCACCACCCCCGUCUGCCGGCCUGGAUGCUCCAGACCAAUUGACCGUGGCUAUGGCUGGUAAACCCGGUCGGCCUGGAGCACCCCCUCGCAUCGACCCUGCGAUCGCCAAUCGCGCAUUCCUCCAACCGACUGUGCCUACGCCGGCGAGUAGUGUUGGAUCGCAUCUACCAUCCCCCCUUUCAAUUCACUCGGCUCCUCGAUCUCCAAUGCAUUUAUCAGUGUCCAACUCACAAGUGUCUCCCGAUGACGAGUCGGUGCUCGAUCUGAAUACGGUAUUCUCCUUUCCCAUGCCCGGUCGCCGGUCGCCGGCUCUAGUUGGAACGCCUGCGAUGAAAUACGAACCCCCGGCACGGUCACCAGCCCGCCCAGCCCCGACUCCAUCCCCGCGACUCGGAUCAGAUCUGGUGCCGGAGGAUAUCCAGCUCCCACCUAGUCCCCUUCCACCCCAAACGGAGUUCGCACAUGGUGGACACAGUCGCGGUGAUUCAAUGGCUAGUCACAGUAGCUACCGUACGUCGCUGGCUAGUACCCGCUACGAGGGCUCAACUGCACGAUCAUCAACUCAUAGCUUCUCUCGGGGGCUACGCUCAUUCAUGGAUGACACUCCGCCCAUGCCUCCGGCGCCCCUUCGCACGCCAAACAAGGCAUCAUUUUCCUCAGACUCGAAUUCAAACUUGUCGACCAGUUCUUCCUCCCAGGAUGCCCGUGGGGAAACCUACAGUGGAUUCGAUUUCGGUAUUUCUCCGGCUCACACUCCUACUGGGCUGCAUGAUCUCCCAGAAGAACCCAACCCUGAUCCGAUUGUCGUCGACCAAGAGCGAAAAUACCUGGCCUAUUCACCGAGCCUCUUGCAACCCGCCAAUGCGGAAGCCGGAGGAAGCGACGCUCCUAGGAAAGCUUCUGACGCAACGAGCGAAAGUGCUAUUUCAAUCACCAAUUUCGCGCGUGCUUUGGGUCUGGAUGACCAUCAAGUUGAGCAACCAGAGGGCUCGACUUCUUCAGAAUCGUCUCCGUCCGACACCCGCAGUGGAAGUUAUAGCGGAAGUUCCAUGUCCAGCCUGCCAUCCGAUACCAGCUUGAACCGGCAUAAAAGUACGGAUCCUCUGAAUCUGGGUCCUCUGGUGGAGGAACUGCCACCGCGAACACGACAGACUAUUUUGGAGCUGCCAGGCCGGAUCCGCAGUACCAUGGACGAUGUGCCUCCGAUUCCUGCGGUCUUCUUCAGCCCUGAUUCUCCAACCGAUCCCGCAAUUGGCCAAGGUAGUCUGUCUCUGAUUGCUGAGAGGCGUGAGGAAGGGAUACGCCCACGGCAGCAACAGCAACAGCAGCAGCAGCAACCGUCCCCACCGCCACCUCCGCAGCAAGAUGAAAUCCAGGAUCCCUCUCCACUUCGGCGACCUAUGCAGCGAUCUGCGACGGAACCAAUUCCUCGUCCUCCAACCCGCUCCGCAGCUCGCUCUAAGGGUGAUUGCAAGGGUUGUGGCGAAACCAUCACCGGCAAGUCCAUCUCCUCCUCGGACGGCCGCCUAACUGGGAGAUACCACCGCGGAUGCUUUGUCUGUUUUGAAUGUCACUCCCCCUUCCCAUCCACCGAUUUCUACGUCCUCAACAACCGACCCUAUUGUGCCCAGCACUACCACGAAAGGAACGGCUCCUUGUGUUCAACUUGCCAGAACGGUAUCGAGGGUCAAUACCUCGAGACCGUCGAGCGCAAUGGCGGUCGACCCGAGCGACGCCGUUUCCACCUGGAGUGUCUCCAAUGCCGAACGUGUCAUGUCUCACUUAAGGGGGACUAUUUCGAGUGGAAUGGUGAAGUCUACUGCGAACAGGAUGCUCGGCGUGCUGCUAAUGCCUAUUACCGUCCUCCCGGACCCCCCGGAGCCCCCGGAUCAUUGAGACCUCCAGGACCACCUGGGCCACCUGGUCGUCGUCGACCCACGAUCGGGUCUUCCCCUCUGGCUCAAUCUCGUGCGUACCCUCCCCCUGCGGGAUACAGGCCUCCCCCCUCGCCAUCGCCGAGUAGUGGGGGUCUUCGUUCCGGUCCUCGUCCCCCCUCUGGAGGAGGCGCCAGACGUUUUCCGGAGCGGAGAACCACCAGGCUCAUGAUGAUUUGAGCUGUGGGAAUUCGGCUGCAAAUUUUCCAUUUUCGGCAGUCCUCAGCGACCGGACUGUACACCACUUCUUUCGCUUGUCACUCGACGUGACCCCAUUCUUAUUCCCCCGAGCUUGAUUUUUUCUUUACUCCGCUUGCUCGGAAUCGUCGUUCGUUUUAUUAGAUUGCUUUAUACCCUCCAUGCCCUUGUGUUUGGCUUUUGCCGAUGAUAGCGUUGAUCGUUCUUUCUUCUGCAUCUGGACUGAUGUCCACUGUAUUCCAUUCUCAUUCUAUUCACCCCUUUUUUUUGUGCGUUGCCUUUUCAAUUGCGUUGUCUUGGGAUUGGAAUCAUCCUUCAUCCGCGCCGGUGUUUCUCACCUUUAUAUUAUGGUCAUGUCGCCAUGUUACCAACGUGUAUUCUUCUCUCUUGGUGCGGUGUUUUGUUGGUGGUUUAUAUAAUUUUAACUCCCCCUGCUUUGUGCUUCGAACAGACUCGAAUGAACUUGAUAAUGUUUCUAGUAAGAAUACUCAGCAAUUCUAUAUCUACAAUGUAUUUGCAGUAGGGUAAUCGUCUCACUUGACUUUCGCAAGGAUCAAGGCAUAAUCAUCCCAUCACGCAUCCUUCCUCUCGAUCUGCACCCUCUUCACACCAACAUGAUACUUCCGCUUCAGUAUCCACCCAAACAACACCACAAUAACAACCACCAACCAGAUCUGCACCCUCUGCCGAAAACUCAAUUCAUCAACAACCAACUCUGGAUUAACUAAUACCCCAUCCUUGUCCUUUCCACUCUUCUCCGCCUCCCACGCGUCACGAACUCGCCCAUACAGCGCCGGAUCAUCAGUGAUAAUCCCCUGCACACCUUGCCGAAUCCCCCACCGCAUUAAAUUCGGCGCAUUGACCGUCCACAAGAACACCUUGCGCUGCGCGGCGCGCGCUUCCUCUAAGAAGCCCCGCCCUAAUGGACCCAUUAGGAUUAAUCGGUUGACGUUAAAGGAUAUGUUGGGGGUGUGCAAGAAUUGGCGGGCGUGUUUUAGGUCGAACAAGCAUAUUAAGGAUAAUUCGUAGGUGGGGAGGUAUUUGUUGCGGAAGGGAAUGUAGGCUGCGGACCAGCAGCCGAGGACGAUGCGGUUAUGCCAGGGCCGGCUUGUUGGGGAGGGUGGCACCGAGGAGAUUGUUUGGGAGAUGCGGUGCAUUAUCGUUUCG